AUGAAAAGAAGUGAAGCACCAACUGAUUCAUCUCCUUUUCAUCUUCCUGAAACCCAACCAAAAAAAGAGAAUACAAGUGAAGGUCCAAAAGAAGAAGAAAAAAAAGAAAGAAUUAAAAAAUUUAAAGUUGCAGUAAUAUUUUCAUAUGUUGGAAGAGGUUAUUUUGGGUUAAUGUAUUUAAAUAACAAUCCUAAAACUAUUGAAGGUGAAAUUGAAAAUGCAAUGUAUAAAGCUAAAUGUAUUUCUGAAGAUAAUAAACAUGAUUUAAAGAAAGUUGGUUGGUCUCGUUGUGCAAGAACUGAUAAAGGUGUUUCAGCAGCAAAUAAUUUAAUUUCAUUAAAAAUGGGACUUGAUGGAAAUUACAUUGAAAGAAUUAAUUCUUUUUUACCAGAGACUAUUCGUAUUCAAGAUGUUGUAAAAGUUAGUCAUUCAUUUAAUGCUAAAACUCGAGUCGAUUCUCGUACAUACGAAUAUAUUUUUCCUUCUUAUGCGAUUCAAAAAAUUGAUAGUGAACAUCCAGAAAUUAAUGUAGAAUAUAAUCCACAACAAGAAGAUAUUGACUAUUUUAAUUCUGUGAUUAGUAAUUAUGUUAAAACUCAUAACUUUCAAAAUUAUACUUUUAAUACUAAAGAAACUAAAGCUGACAGUAAAUCUAACAACAGAUAUAUUAUUUCUAUGUCUGCUCAAUUGGUUCAAAGAAAUGGACUUAAUGUUAUUGCAGUUUCAAUUCAUGGACAAAGUUUUAUGUUAUGGCAAAUUAGAAGAAUGAUUGGAUUUGCUAUUGUAUUAACAAAUUUUAGACUUCCAAUUGAACAAAUGAAUGAAAUUAUGAAAACAUCAUUUACAUUAAUUAAUUGGCGUUCAGUUAUUCCAACAGCUCCAGCCCAUGGACUUUUCCUUGAUCAAUGUCAUUUUGGAAAUCAUAAUGAACGUCUUCAAAGAGACACUUCAAAUAAUUCAAAAACAAACAUUAAUAGUGAAGAAACUCUCAAAAAAUGUAUGGAAUUUAAAGAGAAAUAUAUUUGGAAUGAUAUUAUUAAUUUUGAAAAAGAAGAACAACCAUUUGCUAAAUACAUGAAAGAACAGGUUAAUUAUACUAAAAUUUAUGAUGUGUUAACUGGAAAAGUAACAUUAGAAUAUUAUAACUCUAUUCAUAAACCUUCAAUACAAACACUUUCACCUGACGAAGAACAAGAAGAAAAUUAA
Molecule: messenger RNA, 1206 nt
Organism: Entamoeba histolytica HM-1:IMSS
Lineage: Eukaryota; Evosea; Mastigamoebida; Endamoebidae
Product: tRNA pseudouridine synthase, putative
Exons: 1
Coding region: 1-1206 (401 amino acids)
Biological process (GO): tRNA pseudouridine synthesis; mRNA pseudouridine synthesis
Cellular component (GO): nucleus
Molecular function (GO): RNA binding; pseudouridine synthase activity
Source: RefSeq, a predicted model, not a curated record